AUGGCCCGUGCCACAACCAUCAAGGAUGCGCUCAAACGCUGGCAAGAGGAACACGACGGGCAGGAUCCGGUGGAGGCGUCGGACAUUCUGCUACAGUUCCGCUGGCCCCCGAUUGAGAAGAUGGACGGUACCCUCGGGACGCUGGUGAACUGUCAAAAGUUAAGCCUCUCCUCGAAUAUGAUCGAAAAAAUCGCGGGUCUCAACGGGAUGAAAAACCUGCGCAUACUUGCUCUAGGUCGAAACUAUAUCAAAUCGCUCGCUGGUAUUGAAAUGGUCGGUGAAACGCUAGAAGAACUGUGGAUCAGCUACAAUCUGAUCGACAAGCUUAAAGGAGUGGAAAGCUUGCGCAAGCUGAAGGUGCUCUACAUGGCGAACAAUUCAGUGCGCGAUUGGGGCGAGCUAGCGAAGCUGCAGGCUAUCGCCGGUACCCUCGAGGAUCUGGUGUUUUCCGGCAAUCCGUUGGUGGAAAAUCUCGAUGAAGCGGUCUAUGCGAAGGAGGUGAUGAAGCGGCUGCCGACACUCAAAAAACUCGACGGCGUACCGAUGCUGACGGAGGACGAGGACUAG
This is a messenger RNA of Anopheles nili, 567 nucleotides long. Its product is annotated as dynein axonemal light chain 1-like. Gene Ontology annotation, molecular function: protein kinase binding. The transcript is spliced from 3 exons. The record is from RefSeq and is a predicted model, not a curated record. Lineage: Eukaryota; Metazoa; Arthropoda; Insecta; Diptera; Culicidae. The coding region runs from base 1 to 567 and encodes 188 amino acids. Gene Ontology annotation, cellular component: cytoplasm.